Molecule: messenger RNA, 564 nt
Organism: Diplodia corticola
Lineage: Eukaryota; Fungi; Ascomycota; Dothideomycetes; Botryosphaeriales; Botryosphaeriaceae
Product: ubiquinol-cytochrome c reductase complex 14 kda protein
Exons: 5
Coding region: 1-564 (187 amino acids)
Biological process (GO): mitochondrial electron transport, ubiquinol to cytochrome c
Source: RefSeq, a predicted model, not a curated record
AUGGGCGUGCUGAUUGGCUGGCGUCAGUUGCCCAAUGAGCACGCGCGCGAAGCCCUGACGCCAAGCCCUUCCUCGCCCGGUGUCGACGUCGAACUUCUGACGGGCAUUUGCUACCAGCCGCAGAGCCUCGAGCACGCCCGCAUCUCCACUCCUACGCCUCCCCCGCCGCACAUCGCCACAAUGAGCACCCCGUCCGUCGCCAGCUUCAUCGUCAAGCGCCCCUGGUUGCGCGGGUGGAUCCAGCCGCUCUCCAACUGGUACACUGACCUCGCCGGUCACCGCAAGCUCGGUCUGAGGGCCGAUGACCUGAUUCCCGAGGAGUCUGAGACGGUCCAGCUGGCUCUCAAGCGCCUCCCUCCCAAGGAGGCCUACGACCGUGUCUUCCGCAUGCGUCGCGCUUUCCAGUGCUCGCUCGCGCACCAGCUCCUGCCCAAGGAGCAGCAGACCAAGCCCGAGGAGGACACUCCCUACCUGACCCCCAUCAUCCAGGAGAUCGAGGCCGAGCUUAAGGAGCGUGAGGAUCUGGAGGCUAUGGUCAUCAAGAAGCCGGCAAAGAGGUCGUAA